GCGAGUGGGAAGAACGGAGAUAAAUACACACACAUAUAUUCUUCUUUCCAAGCACAUUAAAAUGGCCCCUUUCGAUCUCACAUCUUAUAAAGCCCUAUCCUUUGAUAUAUAUGCAACUCUCAUAGAUUGGGAGACGGGCAUUUUUUCCCAGUUUUUACCAUUGCUCAGCAAACUUCCCAAGGGACAUUCGCUAUGGAACAAAAAUUUGGCCGAUAUCCGAAACUAUCUACUUACUCAGUAUGCAACUCAUGAACAUAGGCUGGAAAUUCAGCACCCAAAUGAAAAAUACUCGAAGUUGCUGAGCAUGGUGUACGAAAAUGUCGCUGCGGAUGUGGGAAUAGCUGUAACCCCCAGCGAAUCAGAGGCAUUUGGUGGCGCCAUAGGGAAAUGGCCAGCAUUUGCGGACACAGUAGACGCAAUGCAAACAUUAGGAAAAUAUUACAAACUCAUUGCAUUGAGUAAUGUGGACAAGGUGUCGUUUGCAAGCACGCUACGUGGUCCACUUAAUGGCGUCCAAUUUGAUGCUAUUUACGUUGCAGAGGACAUUGGCACGUACAAACCGAAUCCAACCAACUUUAAUUAUCUUCUAGAUCAUGCACGCCAGGAUUUCGGAAUACAAAAAAACGACAUAUGCCACACAGCGCAGAGUCUAACCUUUGACCACAUCCCCAUUGCAUCGAUGGGCUUUCCGCCCGCCGUUUGGAUAUCUCGUGGAGGUGGGAGCAUGGGCAUGGGGGAUUUAGAAGCGGUGAAGGAUAAAGUAAAUAUUGGAGCUACGUAUGCAACGCUAGGAGACAUGGUCAUAGCUGUAGAAGCAGCCUUUGAUAAACUGCAAAAUUAA
Molecule: messenger RNA, 841 nt
Organism: Trichoderma asperellum CBS 433.97
Lineage: Eukaryota; Fungi; Ascomycota; Sordariomycetes; Hypocreales; Hypocreaceae
Source: RefSeq, a predicted model, not a curated record